Heteronotia binoei (common prickly gecko) is the source of this 2050-nucleotide messenger RNA. It is a transcript of the gene IGBP1, whose product is annotated as immunoglobulin binding protein 1. Gene Ontology annotation, biological process: regulation of dephosphorylation; regulation of signal transduction. Lineage: Eukaryota; Metazoa; Chordata; Lepidosauria; Squamata; Gekkonidae. The transcript has 6 exons. Bases 1 to 1080 code for a protein of 359 amino acids. The record is from RefSeq and is a predicted model, not a curated record. Gene Ontology annotation, molecular function: protein phosphatase 2A binding. Gene Ontology annotation, cellular component: cytosol.
AUGGCGGCGGCGUCUGCAGCGGAGGAGGAAGCGGCGCCGGGGUCCUCGGCCGAGGGCUCGGAGCCGCUGUGGGAGCUGCUGCGGGGCGGGUGGCGGCUGCUGGAAGAGGUGGAGGGCAGCACGGAGCCCUCCUCCGGCGCCCCCGCCCUCCAGGCCAAGGUCCGCCGCGGCAUCGCCCUGCUCGAGCGCGCCGCCCACGCCCUGGCCCAGCUGGACCUCUUCAGCCGGCAGGAGGAGCUGGAGGAGGUGGCCUCGGCCGAUCUGCGCUUCAUGCUGGUGCCCGCCCUGCUCGGCGCCCUCGUCCUCCGCCAGACCAGCCCGCCCGGAGCCGACCUCGAGCAGCAGCGCCUGCAGCACCUCCGCCGCGCCCGCGACUCCUUCCUCGCCUUCCUCCGCCUCUGCCGCGACUACGGCCUCCACCGCGGCGCCCUCCCGCCCGCCCAGGACCCCCAGCAGCAGGAGGCCCCCGACCCGCCCCCUGCGGCCCCCCGACCCCAGCAGGCCGCCCUCGUCGCCAUGGCAGCCGCCCGCCAGGCCAAGAUUGAGAGGUAUAAGCAGAAGAAGGAGGCAGAGAACCGGCUGGCCGCCCUGAAGGCCUGCGUGGAGAGCGGGCAAGCAGAGGAGGAGCAGAUCCGGGAGUACUACUUGCUGCAAAUAAGCAUGUGGGUCACUGUCAGCCUGGAGGAGAUUGAAAGCAUUGACCAAGAAAUCGCAGUGCUCAGCCGGCGAGAUGCCUUGAAGCAGGGUGCUGCAGCCACUCAACCCUCACGGGCUCCCAGGCCUCCAAUGAAGCCGUUCCUCCUCACCCGGGAUGCCGCACAGGCAAAGGUGUUUGGAGCCGGCUACCCUAGCCUGGCCACCAUGUCGGUGGACGAAUGGUAUGAGCAGCACCGCAAGCGAGGCGCCUUGCCUGACCAGGGCAUCUCACAGACAGCCACAGGUGGUACAGAAGAGCAGCAGAAGGACCCAGAAGAAGGGCAAGCAAAGGAGGAGGAAGAGGCCGUCCGGAAGGCCCGAGAAUGGGACGACUGGAAGGAUACGCACCCCAGAGGCUAUGGCAAUCGGAAGAACAUGGGCUGACAGUGGCUUGUGGAGGGGCUCACCUAGAGAGCAUUGGCCAGUCGCCCAGAGGGCCUCCCAUGCGGGGUGUGGCGAGGGCUUCCUGUCUGAAUGGGGGAGGGGGAGGAGAGGCAAGGCUCUGCUUGCCAGGAGGUUGCCAGAUGCCCUGGUGAGGGGCAUGCCCACAUGGGUAUGAGCAGUACUGCAGCAGCAGAUUAGAAGAUCAAAUUUAAAACUUCCUGUUAUCAAGAUGUUAAUAUUUAAUAAGAUGAGAGGACAUUUAUUUGGAAGGAUUUGGCUGCUGAAUCAAAAUAAAAUACCUUUCUCAGUGCAGUUUGUGAUUCUCACUCAGUAUGAGCUGCUCUCUCCUGUUCUCUGGAAAGGGGGUAAGAGUUGUGUUUUGCAAAUUGGAUGGUUGUUGGAAGUGUGUUGUGCACAAAUUGUUUUAAGGCUCUUUUUGUUCUACUUCACUAGCUGGUUGUGAAAUGGUCACCCCAGUUGAUGGGGAGCACGGCUUUUGGUGCCCGCCUUGACCCUGUGAGGCAUAGAGCGAUCUGUCAUGAUGCACUUAAGACCACAGAAAUGCUGGGGGCACAACUUGCUGAACUGCCUCCGGCCCUAGACGGGGCUGAGGCUCUCCAGCUCUCCUCCCUCAUGCUGUUUCUACUUGGCCUCUACGUGGAUCUUUCCACCAGCUUCCUUGAUGAGAUCCAAGCCAAGUUUUGAUGACUUCCCAUGAUGCAAAAAGUGCCCUGCUUGGCAUAAUUCCAGGGAUGAUGAAUGGCAGCCCGGAGGGGAAAGAAUGGAUUUUGAAGAUCCCAUAACCUUGGAUGGCAUGCUCUAGUGACCUGGAAGAAAAUCCCAACCUAUGAAAUAAAGCUAUUUAAUAAAAGACAGAGACUGAUGAAAAAAGCAGUCCAGAAAUAUUGGAAUAAUUAGCAGCAGUUGAUGGAUACUGUUAACUAAGUAAAUUUGUAUUGCUUUGAGUCAA